CUUCUAGCGACGAUUUUGGCACGCGUCACUGACACAAACAUUAAUUAUUUGUCUCGUCUUAUAUAAUUAUCUAUACAAGUGAUUUAGAGUAUUAUAUAACAUAGUGCAUUUUAACGACGUAUUAUGUGAGUCUGUUUAGUCAAAUGUAGGAUUUGUGCACAACACAAUCACGUACUUGAUAUAUUACGGUAAAUUUUCCCCAGCAACCGGAAGCAGUUGUCAACAGACUGACUGUCAGGGGCGUUCUGCAGUAACGUUAGUCAAGCUACGACAAACGUCCACAUAAUAAUAACACCGUAGUUUAGUUUUGCCAUCAUGACAGAAAUCUUCUCCUCUCUGUAUGGUCAGCCUGAUUCACAGGGCCCAGCAGGGCCGUCUGCGCUUGGCUUUGGAUCUGGGAAACCUCAGGUAGCCCAAAACAUGGGCCCGAUGUGUUUCCCGCAUCAGAUGGUGGAUGAAGGGGGUCCGAUCAGAAAACCCGCCGCGAUGAACGAGCCCUUCUACCUGCUGCGAGAACUGCCCAUGGAGAAUGAACUGACAGGACACACAAAUCUUAUCACACACUACAACCUGGAACAUUCUUAUAACAAGUUCUGUGGAAAGAAGGUGAAAGAGAAACUCAGCAACUUCCUUCCUGAGCUUCCUGGUAUGAUCGACAGCCCAGGCAUUCAGGACAACAGCUCUCUUCGAUCUCUCAUUGAGAAGCCUCCAGUGUGCAACAACUCUUUCAGUCCACUCACUGGGGCUAUGCUCACCGGUUUCAGGCUACACACUGGCCCUUUACCAGAGCAGUACAGACUGAUGCAUAUUCAACCACCAAAGAAGAAGAACAAACACAAGCAUAAACAUCGCCCGCAGGAUCCCCUACCACCAGAAACUCCAUCAGAUUCAGACCACAAGAAGAAGAAGAAAAAGAAGGACGAUGACCCGGACAGAAAGAAAAAGAAGAAAGAUAAGAAGAAGAAAAAGAAUCGCCAUAGCCCUGAUCACCCAGGCAUGACUGGGGCUCAGCCCAGCAGCAGCAGUUUGAGAUAAGAACUGCCUCAAUGGAACGAGAUGAAGAGAAGCACAAGCUCGACAAUUGGGCCUUUAAUGGGACGUCACAGAUUUAUGUUACAGCGAGAGUUACAGUGAGUCAGCAGUGUGUAUAUAUGUGUGAGAGUAUAUCAUUAUGUAAUGUACCAGAACACCUGGUAAACAUCACAUGUGUUAUAUUUGUAAGUGUCUAAGUGCCUCUGUGUCUAUUUAUGAGUAUGAUGAAUAACGGAACAUUUUUCAUUCAACUUUUUUAAAACC
Labeo rohita (rohu) is the source of this 1296-nucleotide messenger RNA. It is a transcript of the gene med19b, whose product is annotated as mediator complex subunit 19b. The transcript is spliced from 6 exons. NCBI's taxonomy places the organism in Eukaryota, Metazoa, Chordata, Actinopteri, Cypriniformes, Cyprinidae. Gene Ontology annotation, molecular function: transcription coregulator activity; transcription factor binding. Bases 316 to 1035 code for a protein of 239 amino acids. Gene Ontology annotation, biological process: positive regulation of transcription by RNA polymerase II. The record is from RefSeq and is a predicted model, not a curated record. Gene Ontology annotation, cellular component: mediator complex.